GGCUGCUGUAUGCCCUUGUUUCAGAGACGGUUCGCUAUUCUCCUGUGCUGGACUUGAUCCUAGAUGCUUCGGGGUUGAUCCAGGCCGAAAAGAAGCUGCAGCCACAGCUGGCCAAGGUGCUGGUGUACGACCUGCUCUUUGGCAAGGGGGUGCAUGGUGGGGGGCGUGGGAAGGCCCUGGUGAUGAAGCACCGUGCCCGGCUGCAGGCAGAGCUGGCCCGCCUGAAGGUGCAGAAGAAGGUGAGCCACAACGAAGACCUGCUGCCACCCACAGCAGCCGCCGACCAAGGCUCUCGGGUGCCACGCUAUGUCCGCGUAAACUUGCUGAAAACAUGUGUGGAUGAUGUGGUGGAUUACUUCAAGCGCCAGGGCUAUGCCUAUCAAGGCAAAGCAGCCAGUCUGGAGGAGGUCAGCUCCUUGUCAGGAAAGAAAUUCCUCCUGGAUAUGGACCUUCCGGAGCUGCUGAUCUUCCCUCCGCAGACAGAUCUUCACCAAGACCAGCUCUAUGUGGCCGGGCACAUCAUUCUUCAGGACAAGGCCAGCUGCCUCCCUGCUUUCCUCCUGGAUCCCACGCCAGGAUCCUGUGUGAUCGAUGCGUGUGCUGCCCCUGGCAACAAGACCAGCCAGCUCGCUGCUGUGCUGAAGAACAAGGGCCAGAUCUUUGCUUUUGACCUGGAUUCGGCGCGCCUGGCCACCAUGAGCAGCAUGCUGGUCCGGGCAGGAGUCACCUGCUGCCAACUAGCCCACCAAGACUUCUUGGCCACAGAUCCCGCUGACCCAAAGUACAGCAAGGUGCAGUACAUUCUCCUGGACCCCUCAUGCAGCGGAUCCGGAAUUGUUGGCCGGCCGCUGGAUGGGGAGGAUACGGCCCCGCCGGAGCGGCUGCAGGCACUGGCUAGGUUCCAGCGGAAGAUGUUGGUGCAUGCACUGAGCUUCCCUGCUCUCCAGCGGCUGGUGUAUUCCACCUGCUCAGUGCAUCGGGAGGAGAAUGAGGAUGUGGUGCAGGAGGUGCUGGAACAGCAGGGAAAGGACUUCAGGCUGGUGGAAGCAGCCCCUUCUUGGCCCAGUCGGGGCUUUGCAAAGGCUAAAUGCUGCCUCCGAGCAUCUCCUGAGGAAACACUUACAACUGGGUUUUUUGUGGCAGUCCUGGAACGGCGACACACGGGAGCCCGUGGGACAAGUGAAAGAGAAGCAGGUGCCUCUCCUGCUCCCGCGAAGACACAGUCAGAAAGGGCUUUGGUGCAGAAGUGAAAGACAUGGUGGAUCUCAUUCCUGGAGAUUGGAAGAGUACUCAAGAACUGGAGAGAUGGAUAUGAAAAUGUGCACACAUCGAAGGCAUUCCCCCAGACUUCACCUGCUGGGAAAUGCCCAGUUGCCCUUUGGAAAUUCACACUGGGCAGAGCGCUCCACACACUCCAGGGCUUCUCCACAAUGCUGCUCUUGCGUGAACGAAUAAAUUUAUCCCUCCUUCA
Varanus komodoensis (Komodo dragon) is the source of this 1471-nucleotide messenger RNA. It is a transcript of the gene NSUN5, whose product is annotated as NOP2/Sun RNA methyltransferase 5. The transcript is spliced from 9 exons. Gene Ontology annotation, molecular function: methyltransferase activity. NCBI's taxonomy places the organism in Eukaryota, Metazoa, Chordata, Lepidosauria, Squamata, Varanidae. The record is from RefSeq and is a predicted model, not a curated record. The coding region runs from base 183 to 1250 and encodes 355 amino acids. Gene Ontology annotation, biological process: rRNA base methylation. Gene Ontology annotation, cellular component: nucleolus.